This is a messenger RNA of Malurus melanocephalus (red-backed fairy wren), 624 nucleotides long. RefSeq names its product rRNA methyltransferase 1, mitochondrial-like. The transcript has a single exon. Lineage: Eukaryota; Metazoa; Chordata; Aves; Passeriformes; Maluridae. Gene Ontology annotation, biological process: rRNA methylation. Gene Ontology annotation, molecular function: methyltransferase activity. The annotation marks the transcript as partial. Gene Ontology annotation, cellular component: mitochondrion. The record is from RefSeq and is a predicted model, not a curated record.
GCUGAGGAAGGGGCACCCCGAGGCCGGGAUGGGUUUGAGCGGGGUGUUCCCUCACYCCUCCCGCAGGGCUCCGGCCGUGCCCGUGGGGAGCAGAGCGGGCCCGGGCGGGGRUCGCGCACCGGGCGGGAGCUGUGGCGGGCACAGCACGAUUCACCCCGGGCCGGAACGGGGAAGGCCGCACAGCGAAAGCCGCUGGAGCGCAUCCAGGGCUCGGAGAUCCUGUUCGGGGUGGCCCCGUGCUGGCUGGCGCUGUCCCGGGCGCGGCGGGCGCUGUUCCGGCUGUUCCUGAAGGAGCAGGCAGCGGGGAGCUGUCGGCCCGUGCUGGCCGAGCUGGCGCUGCAGGCCGCGGCCCGAGGGGUGCCGGUGCUCAGGCUGCCGCCCCGGGAGCUGGGAGCGCUCAGCCGGGGCCGGCCCAACCAGGGAGUGUGUCUGGAGGCUGCCCCGCUGGGCUUCAGGAGCCUGCCGGACAGCGAGGAGCCGCGGCCGGGCCGGCAGCUGCUGUGGCUGGCGCUGGAGCACAUCCAGGACCCCAUGAACCUGGGGGCUGUGCUGCGCUCCGCCUAUUUCCUGGGGGUGGACAGAGUGGUGGCGAGCCGCAGCAACAGGUACGGGCUCCUGCGGUGA